Messenger RNA from Sitophilus oryzae (rice weevil), 2894 nucleotides. RefSeq names its product xaa-Pro aminopeptidase ApepP-like. The transcript is spliced from 12 exons. Lineage: Eukaryota; Metazoa; Arthropoda; Insecta; Coleoptera; Curculionidae. The record is from RefSeq and is a predicted model, not a curated record. The coding region runs from base 573 to 2339 and encodes 588 amino acids.
AACUAUAACGCAAUAUUGCAGGAGCGGUUUCUAUGAGCGUUUAGUCAGAAUCGGGACUAGGAACUGUCGGGACUCUUGGGAUAAAUUUAGAAUUCCGGGAUUGCGAGGUACAAGACGCGUGUUUAAAGUUUUGUAAGACAAUAAUGCGAAAGAGCUUUUUUUUCAUAGUGCGAAAAACGUUAAAAUAAGGAUAAAGUGACUUAAGUAACAGUGAUUAUAAAAAGAAGACUGGGAAUGGAAGCAAUUACUUUAUUUUUUCUCUGUCUGGCAUCUCUGUCCCACGCUUACGACCAAGAACUUUUGGAAAAAGGAGAAUUAAGGAAAGCAUGUUCCAGAAGAGGAAACGCCAUACAACCUGUGAGAAGAGUCAAUAGUACUACCAGGUUGAUUGAAUUAAGAAAUCUAAUGAGUUCCGAAGUACGACUGGGUACCAUCCCUAUAGACGCCUACCUAGUAACUUCUAGCGACGAACACCAGGUGGGUUUAGGUCGAGUGUUGAAGUUGAUGAAUUCGAACGUAGAAGAGAAUAUAUCUCUGGUUUUAGUGGAAGCUAUGGAGACGCAAUCAUCACAAUGGACAAAGCAGCGUUGUGGACAGAUGGAAGAUAUCAUCUCCAAGCCGAUGAGCAAAUAGACUGUAAUUGGUUACUUAUGAGAGAAGGACAUAAAAACAUUCCAACAAGAUCUCACUGGUUAAAAACUCAUUUUCCAAAUGGAGCCAGGCUGGGGGUGAACCCCAAACUAGUGUCCGAAUACACGUGGAACCAGUUCAAACAAGAACUGAAUAACUCCAAAAUAGAGCUGAUAGCUCUGAAUGUUAGUUUGGUCGACGAAAUUUGGCCUAAAGAAGAAAGAGGACAGAUGAGGACGAAAGACGCAUUUGUGUUGGACAUUAAAUAUACAGGUAAAAAUUACAGUACAAAAUUGGAAGAAGUACGGAGGCAGGUGAAAAAGGCCGGCGCCGAAGCAAUGGUCGUAACUGCUCUGGAUGAAAUUGCUUGGUUGCUGAACAUUAGAGGGAGAGAUACCCCAUUCUCGCCCUUUGUGAGGAGCUACCUCUUCCUGGACAUGGACAACAUUUUCAUGUACGUCAAUGCCAGCCAAUUGGUGACCAAUGAAGUUCUCAGAUAUCUGCACGCGGAAUCUUCAUUCAGGCAUUACGACACAGUACAGCUCAGAAAUUACUCAGAUAUUUGGCCAGACUUACGAACCAAAUCACAGCGCUACAAGAAGAUUUUGGUACCUUCUCAUUGCGUGUACAGCGAGGGGGCAAGCCAUGCGAUAUACGAACAUAUUUUCCCCAGCAGAAGACUGCCAAAACAAUCGCCAAUUAUUUACUUGAAAGCGGUGAAAAACUCUGUGGAAAUUGAAGGCAUGAAAAUGGCAAACAUCAAAGAUGCCGCUGCGAUGUGCGACUUUUUUGCAUAUAUAGAAAAACAGAUGUCGACAGGGCGUGUAUUCACCGAAGCAAUAUUGGCAGACAUCUUGGAUGCUUUCCGUUACGAACAGAACCAGAGCUUAGGGAAUAGCUUCCGUACGAUCGUUGGAUUCGGUCCCAACAGUGCCCAACCCCACUAUAUCCCCACCAAAAAUACCAACAGUCGUAUUUUUAACAACGGUACAUUGGUCAUAGAGUCUGGAGGCCAAUAUUACGAGGGCACAACUGACGUCACACGAACUCUGCACUUUGGCAAACCGGACGACCUGAUGACGGAGGCAUAUACUCGCGUCCUGGUUGGUCAGAUGACGUUCAAUUCGCUCACUUUCCCUAACAACAUGAAGAUGGCGCACGUGGACGUCUUGGCCAGGGGUCCAUUGUGGGAAAUGGGAUUGGAUUACUUGCACGAGAGUGGUCAUGGGAUUGGAUCGUUCCUGGGAGUGAAGGAAUCUCCUAUAUCAGUACAGUACGAUUUGGAAGUGUCAAACAGACAGACAUUUAAACCAGGCUACUUUCUAACCAAUGGUCCAGGGUAUUACAAGGAAGGAUAUUUUGGAGUCAGACUGCAAAACAUCUUAGAAGUCAUAGAAAAACCAUGGUUAGAGCAUACAUCAGGACAUAAAUACUUAGGUUUCAAGGUGAUUUCAUUGGUUCCCUAUCAACUCAAACUUAUUAAGCUGAGCUUACUAUCUACACAUCAAAGACGUUGGUUGAACAGAUACAACGAAGAAAUACGGCAAGAAGUAGGGGCCGAAUUGAAACGUCAAAACAAAAUGGAAGGGUUCUACUGGAUGAUGGAAAACACGAAAUACAUUCCAGAAAAUGGAAUUCCAAGAACGCCACUGGCCAAUUCCCUGCUCGUUUUGGGUGGUUUCAUCAUCAGGAUGAUCGUGGUCAAUUAGGUCCAUUUAUUUAAAAAAUGAUUAGCUUUUAAGAAAAUUAUUUUUGUAUUAUUUAUGUCGUCGUCUUAUACGUAUUUAUGUUUUGUAGUGAUAAAAAAAAACAAAUAAUUUAUACCACAUUGUGUUCACUGAAAAAAAAACAAAUACUCAAAAAAUCUGCUAGUAAUAGAGGCACUAAAAGGGUGUUCAAAAUUCGAGAAUGAUUUAAGAAUAUUUUCACCAAAAGAAAUGACAGUUAAAGCUGCUCUUUAUUUGAAGAACAAUUUACCUAACCAAGAAUAUGUACUUUUUCAUUUUUCUAAGUGCCGUGUGGAUUUUUUACAGAUACGUGUAUAUGUUUUUCAUUCUGAUAUAUUAUCAAUACAUGGCAUGUUUCCAACUUUCCAACUAAGACAUAUUUAGGUUAUAUUAUACCUGCCUGAAAUCUCAGUCUUGAAUUUGGGACACCCUAUACAUAUAAAGACAAAUUUUUCAAUAAUGUAUGUAUAGACUUACAACAAAAUGACCUUUACAAUAUUUAAAACACCCUGUAACAAUAUGCAAUCAAUAAACACC